Molecule: messenger RNA, 1799 nt
Organism: Oppia nitens
Lineage: Eukaryota; Metazoa; Arthropoda; Arachnida; Sarcoptiformes; Oppiidae
Exons: 2
Coding region: 93-1715 (540 amino acids)
Biological process (GO): protein phosphorylation
Cellular component (GO): cytoplasm
Molecular function (GO): protein serine/threonine kinase activity; ATP binding
Source: RefSeq, a predicted model, not a curated record
AAUCAGAAAAAAAAUCUAAAUAUCAUUUGAACAGACAGACAGUUAGCUUAAGAUUAGAUCCAAAAUUAAAGGCACAGUUAGUUAACCAUACAAUGACUACUAAUACUACACCCGAUUCAGAUAGACAUAGACAGACCAUACAGUCGUUGACUGCAAUCCGUACAGCAAUUGCCGCCAGCAAUGACCAGUCAAACACCCUAACCGCUGAACAGCUUAGACAAUGGCUGCAUGAGAUACAUGGACUACAACAGGCUAUCGACUAUGGAUCCCGGCGUCGAUGGGAAGGCCAACACGUUUACCGCGAAUGUCAACAAUUGAUACGAUCGAUACGAUUGAUGUUAGUAUUCAGACAAAUGACAGCCGAAGGCGAUCCAGAUGUCCAGCGAUUGACAAAAUCAAUGGCUGCUAAUCGUCGGGCCAGACCUCGACAGAGGACACGAUCGUAUCAGACUAGCAGUCGACCGGCGGCGGCGGCGGCGACACAACAUAGACGAACAUCUGCCGCUCAGCUACAUCAGCGGCUGAAAUCGGUAACACCCGGCCAGCGUAGGCCACCGCUCGAGCGGUCAACAUCGGCACACAAUAUGCGGGUACCGAUACUAACCGAACGUGAAAGACAGCGGACAUCAAUCUACGAAACCCCGGGCCGAGUAGGUAGUGGUCGACCAAAUAUGUUGAUGAGCGGACUGUACGGACAUUUGCCUCAGCUCACGACCGAUCAUCUCAAGGGUGAACUGUUUAUGUCGGCCAGCGAUCGCCAGCUAACCGACCGGGACUAUGAACUCCUAAGCCAUGAGCUCAGCAAUUAUGGCCUAAUUAUUGAUCAACAAAACCAGUUGGAUAGAGGAUCUAUGGGUACGAUAUUUACGGGUAAGUAUGGCCAAAAUAUUAUACAACUGAUGGACAUUGAGGGCCAGUAUCUAACCGGUUGCCAACCAGGACAGCCGUUUGCGGCCAAAUAUAUCAAGUUUGAUGCAAACGAACCGAAAGUCAGGCGCCGUAUGCUCUACUUGGAAAAGUUGAUUAUGAAACUGAUUGCCGGCCAACCCCAUGAAAAUGUUGUCUGCUAUCGGUUGGCCGUAAAUAUGGGCCAAUCGGUUGAAUGCGAUAUCCAGAUCCAAUUGGCUGGCAAUAGUCAACUCGAAUGGUUCCGCAGUUACGAACGUACGGUUAUAGUCAUGGAUUUGGCCGAACAUCGGUCACUGUACGACUAUAGGCAAACAGCAAAAAUAGUGGCCUCGCUGGGACCGACAGCACCCGAAGCUGGCAAAUGUUUGGGACCGUUCGACGGCCGGGUAUGUGUAAAAUUUCUACGCGAUAUGAUCCAGGGGCUCCGGUAUCUGCAUCGGAGAGGUAUAGCACACGGCGACAUACACGACGGUAAUGUCUUGUUGUUUGGCCAGACAUCGGCCAACCCAUCACGCGAUCCUACCGUACCCUAUAUAGCCAAAUGGACAGAUUUCGGUAGGUCUACCAUCAGGCAGAUAGACGUACGCCAGUAUAGUACCGAUCGUCAGCACAAGGAUGCCGUUUUUCAGGACUGCCUUACCUUCCAGUAUCUGGUCAGAGACGAUAUGCUCGAUACGGUUGAUCCCGAUUACGAAGAGCCGCUGUUGGAACCGUGGCGUCAAUUUUGCGACCAAUUGUCUGUAACACCAGACAUACAGGUGCUGUACAAUAACUUUCAGACGAUUAUUGAGGCGAUAGGUUUGUAACUGUACUGUACUGAUGGAGAGAUAGAUUAUAUGUUUUUGUUGGUUGUUUUGAGUAAUUAGUAAAAUAUUAUUUUUUUUUUUGUA